Molecule: messenger RNA, 390 nt
Organism: Penicillium macrosclerotiorum
Lineage: Eukaryota; Fungi; Ascomycota; Eurotiomycetes; Eurotiales; Aspergillaceae
Product: signal recognition particle 14 kDa protein
Exons: 2
Coding region: 1-390 (129 amino acids)
Biological process (GO): SRP-dependent cotranslational protein targeting to membrane
Cellular component (GO): signal recognition particle, endoplasmic reticulum targeting
Molecular function (GO): endoplasmic reticulum signal sequence receptor activity; 7S RNA binding
Source: RefSeq, a predicted model, not a curated record
AUGGCGCCACAUUUGAGCAACGAUGAGUUCUUCUCAUCUCUCACCGGUCUUCUCUCCAAGACAUCUCAGAAAUCCCAGGGAUCCGUAUUUCUUUCUCAGAAGCCUCUCAUCGAUUCAGUCUCCAGCGCCCCUCCGUCCAUUCUUAUACGUGCCACCGACGGCAACACCGGUGCUCCGAAUCCCAAGAAGGAUGGCAAGAUUACCAAGAGCAAGUCAUCAAAGGCUACGAAAGUGAAAUUUUCCACUGUUGUGAAUGCGGAUGAGCUUGAAGCAUUCUACACACGCUAUGCGGACAUCUGCAAAGCCGGUAUGACAGGAUUGAAGAAGCGUGAUCGCAGCAAGCGCAAGGCGAAGGGCAAGGGCGGGGCUGCGAAGGCCACGAAGGCUUAG